UGACGGGGAUGGGUAUAUUACUAGGCCCGGAAGCCCGUUUGGGUCGGGGACGGGUAAACCCGAAGCCCAAUGUGGGCGCGGAACGGAUACAGGGUACCCGGCCCCGAUCUGCCCCCGUUGCUGCAUGUAUGUGAGUUUUUGUGCUGCAACGCCAGAUUCGGGCUCACGCAUAAGAGGCCCAGUAUUGCAAGCCCAGGAGGUAACCGAUUUCAAGAGUCAAGCCCACCAAAGAAGUAUUGUCAACGCCAACUAAAGUUGCCGCGAAGAAGCUGGUCAAUGUUCUUCGCGGCAACUUUUUGCUUCCCUUCUUCCAUUCACACUUCUCGUCAUCAUCCCAGAGUCCAACCCAAGCAGCCGCACUAUGAUAAAUGCGGAGCUAAAUUCCUGAUCCCAGUCCCGACAUCAUCUUCCUCAAUCGAAUUGGCUCCUCCAACUGUAGGUAUGUCUCUCGAUUCCCCUGUCUAGCGAAUCAAAACUUUUUUCCCCUCUUUUUUUAUUUGCGGCGGUCUCUCAUAUCAAUCGCGAUUGCUUACUUUGAAUCAUCGAACCAUCCAUGGACAGCAGGAAAUGGAGUCCUCCGUCGCUGCUUCUUCUGCGCCGCCGCCGCCGCCGCCGCCGCCGCCGCAGUCUGUUGCUCUUCCUACCGGGAAUUACGAGGUGUUCAUCAGCUUCAGGGGUCCCGACGUUCGCAACAGGUUUGCCGAUCAUCUCUACACCUCCUUAGCGCGUGCCAAGAUCCGCACUUUCAGGGACGAGGAAGAGCUCGAGAAGGGGGAAGAGAUCGCGCCUUCCCUAGUCCGCGCCAUCCCGGAAUCGAAGAUCUACAUCCCGAUUUUAACCGAGCGGUACGCUUCCAGCAAAUGGUGCCUUCUGGAACUGGCUCAAAUGGUGGAGUGCUGGAAGCAAAAGAAGGGACACCUCAUCCUCCCCAUUUUCUACUUUGUUGACCCCAGAGAUGUGCGCCAUCAGCAAGCCUUUGAACAGCACGCUCACAAACACAGCCCGGAAAUUGUGAAGGAAUGGAAGGAAGCACUUCGAGAGGUCGGACAAAUGAAAGGAUGGCACGUCACUGGAUCCCUCGGCGAGGGCGCUAUUGUAGACGAGAUACUCUCUAAAGUUGAGUCGCAUUUGAGGAGUAUGUAUACAUUAGUGACCGACGAGUUGGUGGGGAUCGACGCUCUCGUGGGAGAAGUGACGGCACUGCUGUUGAAUUUAGGAUCAUCUAACGAGAAAGGCAUCGUUGGCAUUCACGGUAUGGGCGGUCUAGGUAAAACUACUUUGUCUAAAGCUGUCUAUAACAAGAUAUGCGCUCGAUUUGAUCGAUGCUGUUAUCUCGAAGACGUGCGAGAAACUCUAGCAAAGAGCGGCGGAGUUGUAUCUAUGCAGAAUAAGGUUAUAUCUGCCAUUUUGAAAGGCGAUCAUCAUCAGGUUAAAAGUGUAAGCGAAGGAACUAACGUGAUAAAAAACCGAGUUUGCAAGCAUAAAAUGCUACUCGUUAUUGACGAUAUAGAUGACAAGUUUGAAUUUGAUAAGAUUCUAGGAAAAUUAGGUGAUUUUUCCUCCGAUUGUAGAUUUAUAUUUACAACUAGGAAUAAGAGGGCUUUAGAUUUUAUUCCGGAAUGUAAACUGUAUGAACCGAGAGAAAUGAGUCGUCGUCUUUCUCUGCAACUUUUUUGCAAGCAUGCUUUUGGGAUGGACAAUCCACCCAUGGAAGACGUUGGUAUAUCCGAGGAAUUUGUAAAAGUUGCUGGGGGGCUUCCUUUAGCUCUAAAGGUGAUAGGAUCACUUUUGUUUCGCAGAGACAGGAAAUUUUGGAAAGAAAAGUUGGUAGAAUUACAAGGCUUGCCUUCUACUACCGAAAAUAUGGUGCAAGAGAGAUUGAAGAUUAGCUACAAUGACUUGUCGCACAAUGAAAAGCAAAUCUUUCUUGACAUUGCUUGUUUUUUUAUCGGUAGCCACAAAGAUUUACCUUACUACAUGUGGAGUAGCUGUGAUUUUUAUCCAGAAAGUGGGAUCAGCACCCUUAUCCACAGAUCUCUGAUAAAACUUGACGAAGAAAACCAGUUUUGGAUGCACGAUCACAUCAAAGAUCUAGGGAGAGCCAUUGUUAACGAGGAAGAUAUUCGACGUCCAUACAAUCGUAGCAGGAUAUGGUCUACCGAUGAAGUUCUGACCAUGUUGAGGAACAGAGAGGGAAGUGAACAGGUGGAAGUUGUCCUUAUAGAUGUGGAAUCUAGAGAUGAUCAUGACAAGCUGCUUAAAAGCAAAAAAUUCGAGAAAUUGUCAGGGUUGAGAUAUUUGGAGGUUCGAUAUGGACACAUGAGGGGGGAUUUCAGCCAGGUUCUUCCAAAUUUACGUUGCCUUCGAUUGUGUCACUGCGAAUCUAUCCCAACUGAUAUUAAUGCGAAGAAAUUGGCGGUACUUGAUUUGGAGGGUUCCACUGUGAAGGGUGACUGGAAGGGCUGGAGUCGAAUAAAGACUGCUGCAGCAAAGCUAAAAGCAGUAAAUCUACCCCAAUGCUGGAAGCUGACGAAAUCUCCUGACUUGUCUACAUGCACAAGCCUUGAGUUUAUCAACUUUUCGGGUUGUUUCCAAAUGAAAGGACAGAUGCACAUUGGUACAUUCAAGAAUCUGAAAACGCUGAGACUCGAAAACACCCGCACAACAGAGUUAGUCAUCAAGGGCGAUGACAUUAAAAAGCUUCAACAGCUAGAGGAGAUGGACGUGAGCGGGACCGAUUUGAGAGAAUUGCCUGUCGGGAUGGAGAACUUGUCCUCUCUCAAAAUCUUGUCGCUAGGUUUAGCAGAUUGGGGGGUUAAAUACCGGCUGGAGAUACCCAGACUUCCGGGGAGUUUAAAGAGGUUGUCCAUCUCGUUUUCAUCGGGCGUCCCAAAUCUGAUAGAGCUCAAGCAGUUGGAAUCCCUGAGUUACUCUAACGAUCCAUGUAUCCCCGGAGACUUAUGGCGGCUUCCCAAUUUGAAGGAAUUGACUCUGAAGCUCUGUCCUAUCAAAGGUCCAAUGCUGCAAAAGGACCAGAAGGCAACAACAACUUCUCUUGCUCCUGCUCUGCCGACAUCUUUAACCAGCCUUCAUGUAGUUGAUUGCUGGGAAUUGAAUGAACUUCCCAGCCUAGCGAAUUUGUGCAAUCUGACCCGACUCGAACUCCGGGGUGUCAGGGUGGCCGAGAUUCGGGGCCUGGGAGAGCUGAGGGCGAUGGAGACUAUGGUGAUCAGAUCCAUGAGUCUGAACAGCCUCAAUGGACUUGAGAAUCUGCACCUCCUCACGACCCUGAGCUUGUGGUACGCCACGCUGGAGAGACUGCCGAGCCUGGAGGAUUUGAGCAAGUUGAAGGAUCUGGAGGUUUGCUACUGUCCGAAUGUCGUUGAAAUCCCCGGCAUGGGCGGCCUCGAGGAGUGUUUAUCCCGCCUGACAAUCAAAAAAUGUCCCAGCUUGGCAAACUUGGAUGGACUACUUCAACUUCUGGGAGCAUUGGAGGAAUUGACUUUGUACGAACAAUCGUUUGGCGGGAAACCAUCUCUUGAUCUCCCAUGUCUCGUCAAUCUGAAACGGCUGUACAUCCGCUCUUGUCCAGAGUUGACGGAGGUUACAGGGUUGGGGAGGUUGGUGUCGUUAGAAUGGCUAACUGUGGAGUGUUGCACUUCGAUUCGACAGCUAUCUGAUCUGUCGGAGCUCAAGAAUCUCAAUGAAUUGAACCUCAGUGACUGCCAAAGCUUGACUGAUCUCAUUGGGGUCGACAGAUUGGAGUCAUUACGGAAGCUACUGAUGAAUCGUUGUUGUUCAGUUAGGAAGCUGCCGAACUUAUCGAGCCUCAAGAAUUUGGAGACUUUGGACCUUGUGGGAUGCAUAGAGCUGACUGAGGUCGAGGGAAUCGAGGGUUUGAAGUCGUUAAUAGAGUUGAACCUGCUUAAUUGCAGGUCGAUAACGGAGUUGGGAAAUCUGUCUGGUCUCAAGAAGUUGGAGAUGCUUAAUAUCUUGGGCUGCACGAAACUGGUCGAGGUCAAUGGACUUGAUGAGCUGAAGGAGUUACGGUACCUAGAAAUGGGGAAAAGGAUGAGAGCGAGGUAUUUGGCCAAAUCGACUGCUAGAUAUGGCAAGGGACUAGCUGCACUGCUCGUGGAUCGCUCUCCAACUUCUUGAGAGCAGACAGAGUUCCCAACUUCGUUAUUGACCUGCAAUCACACAGGUCCAGCUUCAUUAACGACUCCAAUCCCUUGACUCCCUUCACCAUAGUAAGUUCUAUGCAUCCCUCAAGGUUCAACGUCUCCAAAUUCUUCAGGUCGGAUAAGUUGGGCAGCUUCCUAAUGAGGGCAGCUGCAUAAUGGUGACCCUACUUGGAGGAAUUGUAACCAAUCCACGCAUAUAUCUGUUGAAGGCGGCACUCGAGAGAAAUCAAUCACGCAGAUAGGAGCAAGUGCAAAAGGAGAAAAAAGAUGAGGAAGGGGAAGAAACCUGCUUCGAAAGUCUGAUGAUCUGUAAAUGAAAAGUGAGUUCAUCUACAACGUCAGUGAAAGAGUGGACCUGCAGGCCACCAGCAUCAUUUUCCUGCUGGGGAGAUGCAAUUGAGGCCAUGAGUUGAUCUUCACCAGGAGUACAGCAACAUGAAACUGAGCUGGAAACAAACGAAAUAACAAGAGUAAGAUAUUACGUCUUAAAUGAUUGAAACACCUCCACACCAGAACUUACUUUCACAACACUGAAAGUUGAAACAGAUUCAUGUCGACAUGAUGCCCAUCUUCCUAGUUAGUUGCUAAACAAGAACACAUACCGAAUAAUAUCAGCAGCUGAGAUUGUCCGAAAAAAUUUCCAUUGUUAAUACUACUGGUACUUCGGGAGAGAGCAUAUGCAAAACUAGAGUACAUCCACCUUGUACUUAAAUCUAGCUCAACAAACAGCAAGACUUCUGUAAAACUCUGGUCACACGUUCCAUACCUUAGAAGUUCGAUAACCAGAAUCAAAGCAACCUUCUAAAUCCCUGAAUAGAGAGGGUAAGACUCACAGCAAAAGCAAAAUGCAAGCCAUCAAAUGAGCACGAAUGUCCAGCUACAACGAAAGGCCAAUCGAAAUCAGAGCAACAAGUUCAGAACCAGUUAAGCCUAGCAGAGAAGCACCAAUGUAACUCAUGAAAACUAAUCCUCGAGUUCUUCUCACAGGUUUGCACGGUUACAAACAGGCGAGAUUCAAAAACUGUGAAAAGACAAAUCGAAAUGCCUACCACGAGAGCAGGAGGAUGAAUCAGGCACGGGAGCGGGAGGUUGAUUGCUCUGCUGACCGACCUGUCUACGAGCAAUAGCGAGCAGAGGGCGGCGAGGGGUUGUGACUGAUUUGGGAGUUCGAUUACGGCGGGGAGGCGGAGGAGAGCGCUAAGAGAGGAAGAUUGCUGCGUUUGAGCGAUUUGCACAUCAGCCCCCUCAGGUUUUCCUCCUUAAGUCAUUCCCUUUCACUAUUUUGCCAUUUCACUUUUUCCUUUUACGAGUUGGUCAGAAUUAUAUUAAGGAAUUAGGGUUAAUAUUUUCGUAUGACCUAAACGUUGACUAAAAUAAACAUCAUGACCAAUCUUUUCGAUCUAUAACAUCCUGGCCUGAACUAUACACCAAAAUAAACAAUUUGGCCAAACCUGAUGUUUGACCGUUAACUUGGACGGUCAAAUGCGUUGACUAACAGUCAACGCGCCACGUCACUGCCAAGUCAGAAGAUCUGAUAAAUAUUUAAUUUUUUC
This is a messenger RNA of Linum trigynum, 5737 nucleotides long. NCBI's taxonomy places the organism in Eukaryota, Viridiplantae, Streptophyta, Magnoliopsida, Malpighiales, Linaceae. The record is from the annotation of a GenBank genome assembly.